GUAUCGGAUGAGGAGAAGGAAGAGGGGAGAGAGAAAAAAUAAAACGGUUUUGCGGCCAGAAGGGAGGCUAUCCCGUAACGGAUUGUGGAUGCAAAGAACUUCGACAGACAAGCAGAUAUUUUUUGAAUCGCUUCUGAAGCUACAUCUUUCUGUACAAGGACACCGGUGAAGGAUGAAUCUUGAAACCAGCGGCGGCAGGAGCGCGAACGGGGAUGCUGUGAUAUGUCCAUAGACGGCGAGGGAGGGAGAGAGCAAGGGAUAGAAGGGAGGAGGGAGGAGAGUACUACGCCAGCUAAAUAUUGUCAUUUUUUGUAGAACCACGAUUUAUUACAACCAUCCAAUCGAGCAUUUUACAUAAUAGAGAAAACGAUUAUUUCUCGAAAUAAAAAUAUAUUUUGGUCUGAACAGAAACGCAAGGUGAAAUUGUUGACAGACGUUGACUGGAGAAUACAGAUUGAAAGAAGUGUAGGCUAGUCCGAACGGGUGUGGAUAGCAGGGUGGCUGUUUUGACUCUCUGUUCCCCUCUAUUUCCUGAUACCAGGCCCUGGGAUAAUCCGAAGAGUGCACCGGAUAUUGGGAAAACCACCCCUCUGAGGCUAAAACGGAAUAUUACUAUUCAUAUAGCCUAAAGGGCGGAGCAGAGAUAGUUUACAUACCAAAAUGGGAUAACAAGAGGUGGAGGGAGACUAAAAUAUGUUACGAUAAUAAAAUUCUUUACAAAUGCCAUUAGUAUGUUAUUAUAAGGAUCACUGAUGGCAGUAACGGGUGUAGGCUAUGGGGUGCAGAAUUGUGUGCAAUCUAGCCGUUACAUGGAGCCUAUCUGAUUCAAUCAUUUUUGAUAGGCUAUUGCAGCUCCUUACAUCUAUCUGCCUGUACUAAUAUUAACAAUAGGACACAUUUAUUUCGUAUACUGUUAAUAAUAAUUGUAAUUCAUAAUAACUGGCAUCAUUUUGGACUUCUCAAAUAUGCACCUGCCAAUCUCCCUACGAAUUUCUCUCUUCCACUUUCUAACAUCCCAUUAUUUCAUUCCUGUUUAGUUAAUUCACGGUCGUUGAUAAUAAACUGGAGUUUACCGAAUUUAUAUCACGGUAACCGCAUAGAAAAAGGCAAGUGCAUGGGAGUAGCCCAGCCUAGACGAUAGGCCACGAAAUUGUCAUCACGACUACAACCGCUCUCUCCAUUCCUCCCUGUGACAAUAUCGCUAGGCGUCUGUAAUGCUAUUACCGUGGAGCCGUUCUACACCGAGGACCGAUAGCUAUAAAUUCCUAUUGAAAACAACAGUGAUUUGAUCUCCUUAUCAUCAUAUAAUUUCGCCUUCAACGCACGGACAUCAUGACAAGCAAGGAGCUGUCCGUAGGCCAGUCGGCCCAAUACGUCGGGCCUUACCGGUUGGAGAAAACCCUUGGGAAGGGGCAGACAGGUUUGGUGAAGCUGGGAGUCCACUGUAUUACGGGACAGAAGGUGGCCAUAAAGAUUGUGAACCGAGAGAAGCUGUCUGAGUCUGUCCUUAUGAAGGUGGAGAGGGAGAUAGCUAUUCUAAAACUAAUAGAGCACCCUCAUGUGCUGAAGCUGCAUGAUGUUUAUGAGAAUAACAAAUACCUGUAUCUGGUGUUGGAGCAUGUUUCAGGAGGAGAGUUAUUUGACUACCUGGUGAAGAAGGGCAGACUGACACCUAAAGAGGCCAGGAAGUUCUUCAGACAGAUCAUCUCAGCGCUGGACUUCUGCCACAGCCACUCUAUAUGUCAUAGAGACCUGAAGCCUGAGAACCUGCUCCUGGAUGAGAAGAACAACAUCCGCAUCGCUGACUUUGGCAUGGCCUCCCUACAGGUGGGGGACAGCCUGCUAGAGACCAGCUGUGGAUCUCCUCACUAUGCAUGUCCAGAAGUUAUCAGGGGGGAGAAGUAUGAUGGUCGCAGGGCAGAUGUAUGGAGCUGUGGCGUUAUUCUCUUUGCACUGCUGGUGGGAGCUCUACCCUUUGACCAUGACAACCUGCGCCAGCUCCUUGAGAAGGUGAAGAGUGGGGUGUUCCACAUGCCCCACUUCAUCCCCCCAGACUGCCAGGCCCUGCUCAAAGGAAUGAUUGAGGUCAACCCUGACAAGAGACUCACGCUAGAAGCAAUACAAAAACACUCAUGGUAUCUUGGUGGUCGUAACGAGCCGUGUCCGGAGCAGCCUCCUCCCAGGCGUGUGUGUGUGAAGAGGAUUGUGUCGCUGACAGAGCUGGACCCCGAUGUACUGGACAGCAUGCACUCUCUGGGCUGCUUCAGAGACCGGGGAAAACUGACCCAGGACCUGCAGUGUGAGGAAGACAACCAGGAGAAGAUGAUCUACUACCUCCUCUUGGACAGGAAAGAGCGUUACCCCAGCUGUGAGGACGAAGACCUGCCGCCCAGGAAUGAUAUAGGUCUCCCAGCAGAUCCCCCUAGGAAACGGGUGGACUCUCCCAUGCUGACCCGUCAUGGCCGGUGCCGGCCGGAGAGGAAGAGUCUGGAGGUGCUGAGUGUGACGGAGCAGGGCUCCCCCACACCCACGCGCAGGGCGCUAGACACCUCCGCACACAGCCAGAGGUCUCGUUCAGUCAGUGGAGCUUCAACAGGGCUCUCAUCAAGUCCUCUCAGCAGUCCCAGGAGCCCAGUUUUCACUUUCAGCCAAUCAGAAGUCACCUCCGCCUCCACCACCCACUCCAAAGACCCCAAACCAGGAAGUUCCACCACUCCCCGGCCGUCACAACGGACGACCGUGCCUGACCCCAAAACCCAGACUCUGCCCUCCAAAGGGCUCUCCGAUCGCCCUCACCUCCAGUCCAUGAAGUCACUACCUCUCCAAGCUCCCCCCUCUCCGUCCCCCUCACCCAUCCUCUCCCCCAUCCCUCGCUUCUUUUUUUUCCCCGCCCCCUCCGUCUUUAAGUCAGUCACUAAGAACAUCUAUCCUAACUCUGCCCCUGUGCCACAGGUCACCCCUCAGGGGUCUCCACUCCCCACCCCCCUGGGCACCCCCGUCCACCACCCCCAGCACCCCCCGCCCACCCCUCCCUCCUCCUCCUCAUCCUCCUCCUCCUCGCGGGCGGAGGGAGGCGGCGGGGGUGUGGGCGGGGGCGGAUCCCUCUCCCUAACCCCGCCCUCCAGCCCUGGAGGCAGCGGGGGGAUGGCCGCCAGUAGCUCCGCCCACUGGAGGACACGUCUCAACUCCUUUAAGAACAACCUGCUGGGAUCGCCACGCUUCCACCGACGCAAACUGCAGGUUCCAACACCGGAGGACAUGUCCAGUCUAACUCCAGAAUCAAGCCCAGAGCUGGCCAAGAAGUCGUGGUUUGGGAACUUCAUCAGCCUGGAAAAGGAGGAACAGAUAUUUGUUGUCAUUAGAGACAAACCGCUUAGUUCCAUCAAAGCUGAUAUAGUCCAUGCCUUCUUGUCUAUCCCGUCCCUGAGUCACAGCGUCGUCUCCCAGACCAGCUUCAGAGCAGAAUAUAAGUCCUCUGGUGGCCCCUCCGUCUUCCAGAAGCCUGUUAAGUUCCAGGUGGACAUUGCCUUCUCUGAGGGAGAGAGGGACAGAGAAAAGGAACGAGCCGAGAGGGAAGGAAAGAGGGAAAAUGGCAUCUACAGUGUGACUUUCACCCUCAUAUCAGGUAGUCCAAGUCGCAGGUUCAAGAGAGUGGUGGAAACGAUUCAAGCCCAGCUACUUAGUACUCAUGAUCAGCCAUCUGUGCAGGCACUGGCUGAUGAGAAGAAUGGGCAGCUGACCUCGCGUCCGCCCAGCACCCCGACCCGGCAAAACUCCCGACGUUCGGAAGGAGGCGGGGACCGGGGCGAGAGGUGUGACCGUGGUGACGCAGGGAUUGGGGGCAGUGGGAGCGUGCUUCAGAGGAGGAGCUCGGGCAAAGACAAGACCAGACUCCUUUCCUCCAACGGGACACAGUCCCAGCCCUGAGGGAACAUUCUGGAAACAGACAACAGGAUAGGACAGAUAGAGAGAGAUGACCCUAGAGAACAACACAGACAAACCCCCUCAGACUACCACUAUCACCACUACCACCGUCACAUCUACCAAACCACCUGACCCAGCAAUCAUCAUCACAAACCACUGCUUCAACCUGAAACGGGCCCAACAAGAUAGUUGGCCACCAAGAUGGAAGAAAGAAAAUAGCGGAUGAGAGUAAAUGUCACUCAGUGUGUCACUCGGUGUCACUCAGAUUAGCUUCAGAACAGAAGACAAGAUCAGAAAAAUGUCUAAUUGUACGUUUGAAGUACAACACAUCAUGCAACUGUCAACAACAAUAUGUAGCCAGUAAAAUAAGCGGGCAGACUUAUAUGGGGAAUGGCAGGCUCUGAAUGGUUAAAGGCUAAAAAAAAAUGUUUUGUUAAGUUAUCUGGUCUACAACCAAUAAGAUGAAAACCAUUGUGAAAAUUCCGAAAUAAUAUCAACAAUUAUAACAGUGUUUCCCAGUUGACGUGGAUCCACUUUUAAGUUUUACCUAACAUCGCUUUUUGGGACAGUGAGAGUGAAAUAUUACGGGUCAAGUCAAUUCAGUGGAUAUCAAGGAAACAGACAGGUUGGGUCCUUUCACUGGAUUCUCAUUAACGAUAAGUUACGAGAACAGAAACAUGGUAGAAUUUAAGAUAAUGAUGAGGAAGACUGCAUCAAAAUCAGAAUGAAGCGUCCAAAUGCAUCUUUGCAUCCAAGUAGCUCCAAAGAUGUCAAUACAGCUAUUUGAACAAAAUAAAGACAAAUAUCUGUUUUUCUUUAUAACUAAGCACCACAAUUGUAUGAUUCCUAAAAUGCAAUUGAAACAAACUUAUGAAAACCAUCUUGCCUUUAAAUGAGGAUUAAGCAACAGAUAUCUCUACAGAUAUCACCCAAGUUGAAGAAAAAUAACAGACGAGGCAUGGAAGAAAGUCUCAACGCCCCCACUACAACUGACAUCUGGAAUAUGUAGAGAUUUCAAACAGAUAAUGGAACGAUAUAACUAGAAUCAUUAGAGUAAUACUAUGAAUGGAACCCUCAGCAGAUCCUCUGAAUGAUGAGCUCUGUUCACUUCAGUCCAAUGGAAGAUGAAGAAGAUGUAGUUCACAGGAAGUUACCUUCAUCGGUUGUUUAUUCCAGGAGGACUGAACCAAGCACUCCACAUACAUUAUUGUUUUCUACAGAAAACAACCAACCCUCCCUCCUCCCUCCCUUACAUUCACAAUAUGGCCGACAUGGGGCACUGAAUGAUGCGGCUUUUGAAAAGGCCCUAAACUGACUUGUUCUGUUAAGAGAGCAGAGGGUGGUGAGGAGGUGGAAAAGCUCAUUUCAAGAAACAAAAAGAGACUUUGACUUAAGGAUGACAGAGAGAAAAACAUUGAAACGGCUGCACACUCAUUCCCAGGAGAGGAAAGGAACAGACCACACAAAAAUAAUGAAAUCCAUUUAGUUUUUUGUUUCCUUUCACCUUUUGUUUAUGUGAUUUGAGCACAAAUGAGUUUGAUGUUUGCCGCCAACAAAAUGGAGAUAACGCUAACCAAGUGAAUGUCAAAAACAAACACUAUUGUGACAAUAUUUAUUUAUUUCAUUUUAUGUCGUAGAUUUAUUUAAUAUUUAUUUAUGUAUUUAUUUGUUGAUUUAUAUAUUGCAAAGAGGAAAUGUAGUGGAAAGGGAAGAUGCUGACAAAAAUAGAGGGGAAAGUUCUGUUGGAAUAUUGGAACAGCAUUGAAACUGACAAAAUGGCUGCUGUAGUUGAAACCAGAUUGAACCCUCUUUUCCAGAGCGAGUCAGAAAACAACCUCUUGUCCAUUCAUUCCUCAAUGUUUUAGAAACCAAUGCUGCAAAAUUUCUUCCAGCUCUUUUUGAUGUCUUUAUUGUUGAUUUGUCUUUGUUUGGUAUAAUGAAGAUUUCCCAUUUAAAGCAACAAAACAAAACUAAUUUUAAGAAAUGAACCAAGGAUAGAUUUGAUGCUUUGGGAAUUUCUGGGAUGGCAAAAAAUAUGAAAAUCUUCCAUGAAGUAAAUAAAAAAUUAUCUCAUAGACAUUUGAAAAAGCAGAGAGCAGGAAAGGGUAGGGAUAGUAAUCUCUAAUUCCUUCUCUGUCAUAUUCUGCUAGAAUGUUGUUACUUAAGCGUACAAAGAUAUGGACACACCACAUAAAAACACUGACUGAGGGCCCAACACCACGUGCAGAACACAAGCAGUAUUCACAUACACACGGACCCUCCUGUUCUUUCAGAGAAAAAAAAAACUAUUAUAAAUUUGACCUUAAAAUUGGAAUGCACUGUCCUAAAAGACACAAAACAAAUAAAGUGGUUUCCCCCUACCAUCCCUUCGCCCUUGGCCACUGCCAUGCCCCCCCAACCCCUUCAUUACGACCCCCCUCAUACCCCUUCCCCUUGCACAGAGCACCAAAAGAAAACACAAGUUUCGUUCUAGUCGCUCCCCUAGUCCCUCCCUAGUCCCUCGUCGUCACCUUGUUGUUUCAUGCCACUACCAUUAAGCACCUAUUAUCAGUCUCACCCUGCCUCACCAUUCCUUGGCUGUGACCACAGCACCAGUGACUAAGAAUCACCGCUGCAAGUUAUACCACGUCCCCAUCAGCCAUCAUCACACUUCAUAUCAGUCGGAGUCAACACACUGCUACCGUAGGAAACAACUGCUUGUACAGCAAACAGGGCGAUUAUUGUAACUCUUUAUUUAUCAUACUCUGUCUAUAACAGCUGUACUGUAUACUUAAUUGGUGUGAAUCGGCCAUUUACCAUGAAAUACGAAAAGAGUGGGAGGCAGUCUUCCUCGAUUUCCUUGCCUAGGGCUCGUCUCGCUCCCCUUCCCCACAGCAAAGAACAUGGUUAUUUAUUGUUGACUUUAGUAGCUCACCUCUCAUUGUAGCUCACACCCUUCACUCAAGGCCUUUUGGCAGGAAUCAUGUACCCAUUUUCCUACUAUCGUGACGAACCGUACGUACUGUACUGUGCUGUCUUGGAUAUUUUCCUUUCACAUAGUCCUUUCCAGCAUGGUUCCAGGAACUAUUGUGAAUGUGUAACCAGGCUAGCCGAGCUAGUCGCCAAUGAAAUGCUGCAUGACACUACUCGAAAGCAAUGUGGCCCCGUAGGUGAUGAUGACAGUGAAUGUUUUUUUUACUGCAUUAAUAUAGGUGGAUCCAGCACCGUCCUGCACAGAAUAGUAGUAGUAAGAGUUUGAAUCGCCAGGAAUUUGUUUGAGCGCCUUAAGAUGAUGCGUACGGAGGGAGGUACAUGUCUGUUAUAUUUGCUCGACCUGUCAGUGUGUGUCCCCGGUGUCUGUGAGAUUGUGUGUGCACGACUACUCAGAGCCCUCAUCCUCCCCCACGCCACAUUCUAGGUCAGAGGUCAGGGUCAUUUGAAUGGGAGAUAGAUGUGACACAAGACCCACGACCCCACAGUCUUUAAUUUUCCAUUACCCUGUGCUAAAAAACAGAGUUAGUGGGAGACCGUGUUACCCUUACCGUUUGUAUAGGUGGGGUAGGCCUCCCUGCCCAGCUCUGUUGCUUCACGUUUAAAAGAGUUUGGCUUCUAUUGGUUUCAAUUGGCGUUGUUGAGGCCAGAGGGCCUGGACGUUGCUGUUACUGAGAGAUUUGACACCCCGCCUUGCCUCGCCUGAAAACAAAAACUAGGGGAAAUGCUUGCUGGAGACACAACUAGAGCGAAACCCUUAGACAUUCUGUGUAAAUAACCGUUCAAAGUAAACGAUGGGAUGAGGGGAGCUGUUUCAACCCCAUUGUGGGUGAAUCUUACUGCAACCACCCCAACUCCCUCCUUGCCCCCUUCCUACACCCUCAUCUCUUCCCCCUCUAUCUCUUCUUAAACCCCCCCACCCUCUCAUCCAGAUGAAAAUACCUCAACCCAACCCCAUCCUUAUAUAAUCACACCCCUAUCCAUUGUAUACAGUAAGUAUGAAACCAUAUCUUGAUUCUUUAUUCACACUGUACUCACAAUAUGAUUAUUGUCAUCAUUAUUGAUCAUUCCAAGAUUGUAAAAUUGUAAUCCCCCCUUCAUACACAGUAGAACAAAACAAUUCGUAAAUAUUUAAAACAGUAAUGUGGGGGGAAAAAACAUGAUGAGGAUGAUUAUAUAAGAAAUGUCUGUAUUAUAUAAAAAAAAAAUGAAAGUGCACUAUUAUGAUUAUUAUUGCCUGUGAUAAAUAAAGAACAAUAAACUACAUCAGAA
Oncorhynchus mykiss (rainbow trout) is the source of this 8166-nucleotide messenger RNA. RefSeq names its product serine/threonine-protein kinase BRSK1. Gene Ontology annotation, cellular component: cytoplasm. Gene Ontology annotation, molecular function: ATP binding; protein serine/threonine kinase activity. The record is from RefSeq and is a predicted model, not a curated record. Gene Ontology annotation, biological process: intracellular signal transduction; protein phosphorylation. Lineage: Eukaryota; Metazoa; Chordata; Actinopteri; Salmoniformes; Salmonidae.